Messenger RNA from Anolis sagrei ordinatus, 1863 nucleotides. RefSeq names its product arylsulfatase H-like. The record is from RefSeq and is a predicted model, not a curated record. Gene Ontology annotation, molecular function: arylsulfatase activity. Lineage: Eukaryota; Metazoa; Chordata; Lepidosauria; Squamata; Anolidae.
UGUCACUAAAUUUAUAUAAAAAACAGAGAGCUUUCAAAAAUGUAGGCAAAACUUGGAGGCUGUUCCUUUUAAACAACGAAUUGCCAAUGAUGCUCAAUAGGUUGAAGUGUGGGCCUUCCAGAUGCAGUCUAGCUACUGUGCUACUUUCCUUCUUUCUUCAAACAUAUGGAUUGAGUGUCUUGAAACCCAAUAUUUUGUUGAUAAUGGUGGAUGAUCUUGGGUAUGGUGAUUUAGGAUGCUUUGGAAAUGAUACUAUCAGGACCCCUAAUAUCGACCAGCUUGCAAAGGAAGGAGCAAAACUUACUCAGCACAUUGCAGCAGCUCCACUUUGUACCCCAAGCAGAGCAGCUUUUCUGACUGGCAGAUAUCCCAUCAGAUCAGGCAUGUCAGCCAGAACUGAGCCCCAAGUCUUCAUCCGAACUGGGAGUUCAGGUGGUCUCCCUCCAAAUGAAACAACAUUUGCUAAGUUACUACAGCAGCAAGGCUAUACAACUGGUCUUAUAGGAAAAUGGCACCAGGGUGUGAGCUGCAAAUCCCGCAAUGAUCAUUGCCAUCAUCCUUUAAAUCAUGGCUUUGAUUACUUCUAUGGCACACCUUUAACAUUUCUGAAUGAAUGUCAGUCUGGCAAGGAUCCUGAGAUAAGUAAACAAUUACGAGCUUCGUGUUGGUCUUAUACACAACUGAUUUCUCUCUUGGUGUUCACUCUUUUGCUGGGGAACAUUUCUGGCAUGACCUCUCUGAAAUGGAAAGCAAUUGCCUUUGUUGCUGUGUGUGACAUUUUGUUUUUUAUCAUCUGGUUUUCUUGUUAUGGAUUUUCAAGAUAUUGGGACUGUAUCCUGAUGAAGGAACACAUUGUUGUUGAACAACCAAUAAAAGUCGAGAAUGUAACCUUCAAGAUAUUGAAGGAGGCUAUCUCAUUUAUUGAAAGAAACAAACAAGGACAAUUCCUCCUCUUUGUUUCUUUCUUACACGUCCACACUCCAUGCUACACUACAGAGCUAUUUCGUGGAAAAAGUAGUCAUGGUUUAUAUGGAGACAAUGUGGAGGAAAUGGAUUGGAUGGUGGGAAAAAUACUUACUGCCAUUGACAAAGAUGGCUUACGAGACAACACUUUUGUUUACUUUGCUUCUGACAAUGGAGGAUCUUUGGAGCUCAGAGAAGGGAGCACUCAGUGUGGUGGCUGGAACAGUAUAUACAAAGGUGGGAAAGCCAUGGGAGGCUGGGAAGGAGGAAUCCGUGUGCCUGGAAUAGUCAGAUGGCCAGGAAUGAUCCCUGCCAAUAUUGCCAUUAAUGAACCCAUAAGUCUGAUGGAUAUUUAUCCCACAGUGGCGCACUUAGCUGGGGCAUCAGUGCCACAGGACAGAGUAAUUGAUGGCAAAAAUCAGAUAGCUUUACUUCAGGGAAAAGUGAAACACUCAGAGCAUGAAUUCAUGUUUCACUAUUGUGGAGCAUACUUGCAUGCAGUGCGCUGGUACCAGAAAGAGAGUGGUGCUCUCUGGAAAGUUCAUUAUGUGUCUCCCAAAUUUCAUCCAGAGGGUGCUGGUGCCUGUUAUAACAGAAAAAUCUGCCCAUGUUUUGGAGAUGGUAUUACCCAUCACAAUCCUCCCUUGCUUUUUGAUCUCUCGCGCGACCCUUCUGAAGCCAAUCCCUUGUCACCGACAACUGAGCCACUGUUUAACACCAUUCUAAGUCAUGCUGAAAGAGCUAUAAGAGAACAUCAAGAAACACUCACUCCUGUCCCAGAACAGUUUGAUAUAUAUAAUAUUAUAUGGAAGCCAUGGCUUCAGCCAUGUUGUGGAACAUUCCCUUUCUGUUGGUGUGAUGAUGAAACUGAUAGCAAUGCUAUAAAUGUUCAGAUAUAGA